Messenger RNA from Diospyros lotus (date-plum), 2759 nucleotides. RefSeq names its product probable arabinosyltransferase ARAD2. The record is from RefSeq and is a predicted model, not a curated record. Lineage: Eukaryota; Viridiplantae; Streptophyta; Magnoliopsida; Ericales; Ebenaceae. Gene Ontology annotation, molecular function: glycosyltransferase activity. The transcript is spliced from 3 exons. The coding region runs from base 38 to 1480 and encodes 480 amino acids.
GCAAGCCCAAGUGAAGUCACAGAGAAACACAACCAGAAUGGCUCCAAAGAACACCAACGGAGCUUCCUGCUCCAUCUCCACUCUCUUUCUCCUUCCCUCGCUUCUCUGUUUAUUCCCACUCUCUCUCUUCUUCCUCUCCAUCACAACCCACCAAUCCAACUCUCUAUUCUCCUAUUCCACGCUCUCCUCAACUGCCCAUCCAUUUCCACCCAAUUCCCUCAAAGUCUACGUAGCAGACCUACCCCGAUCUCUCAACUACGGCCUCUUAGAAGAAUACUGGUCUCUGCAAAACGAUUCGAGGCUGGGAAGCGAACCCGACAACGAAAUUCGAUCGACCAAUUCGUGGAAAAGGCCGUUCCCUCCGUACCCGGAGAGUCCGUUGAUCAAGCAGUACAGCGCAGAGUACUGGAUCACGGGCGAUCUGAUGACGCCCGAGGCGAUGAGGUCCGGGUCGUUUGCCCGACGGGUUUUCGACGCCGGUGAGGCCGACGUCGUGUUCGUCCCGUUCUUCGCGACGCUGAGCGCUGAAUUGCAGCUGGGCGUCGGCAAGGGGGCGUUCAGGAAGAAGGUAGGGAAUGCGGACUAUGAGAGGCAGAGGCAGGUCGUGGAUUUUGUCAAGGGUUCUGAGCCCUGGAAGCGGUCCGGCGGCCGUGAUCAUGUGUUUGUUCUUACUGACCCUGUUGCUAUGUGGCAUGUCAGAGCUGAGAUUGCCCCAGCAGUUCUUCUGGUGGUUGAUUUUGGUGGGUGGUAUAGGCUUGACUCAAAAGCAUCCAGCGGUAACUCUUCAGAUAUGAUACAGCACACCCAGGUUUCACUGCUGAAAGAUGUGAUAGUGCCAUACACACAUCUAUUGCCUAGGUUGCAAACAUCUGAAAACCAGAAACGUCCAACCCUUCUUUACUUCAAAGGGGCUAAGCAUCGACAUCGGGGAGGGUUGGUCCGAGAGAAAUUGUGGGACUUGUUGCUUAAUGAACCCAGAGUCAUUAUGGAAGAAGGCUUCCCUAAUGCCACUGGGAAGGAGCAGUCCAUAAGAGGGAUGAGAACAUCAGAAUUCUGCUUGCAUCCUGCUGGGGACACCCCCACUUCUUGCCGACUUUUUGAUGCCAUCCAGAGCCUCUGCAUACCUGUCAUCGUUAGUGACGACAUUGAGCUCCCAUUUGAAGGAAUGGUGGAUUAUUCAGAAUUUUCUGUUUUCAUUGCAGUAAGUGAUGCUUUACGUCCAAACUGGCUAGUGCAUCAUCUAGGAAGCUACUCUGACAAGCAGAAGGAUUUAUUUCGGCAAAAGAUGGCUCAAGUUCAGCCCAUCUUUGAGUAUGAUAACGGCCAUCCAGGUGGUCUUGGGCCUAUCGCACCUGAUGGUGCUGUGAACUACAUAUGGAGAAAGGUCCACCAAAAAUUGCCCAUGAUUAAGGAAGUUAUCAUCCGGGAAAAGAGGAAACCGCAAGGUGCAUCCAUUCCACUUCGGUGCCAUUGCACCUGAUUUUAAAGAAAUGCAUCGGUUUCUCUUCAUUUUCUUUUUGUAAGUUCCAUUUUUUCUUUUUUUCUCUUUUUGCCUGGGUAGUUCCAAUUUUUUGAAUUGCUAGCUUCUCUUCUUUCUUUUCCUAUUAUCUCUGCUUCUCUUGGGAAAUCUUUCUGUGAUGAUGGUGAUCCUGGAAUUGUUACAUACUAAAAGUGAUGAUUUAGUUGGAAAUAUUUGAUCCACUGUUAUGUUGAUCUAUUGUGCAGGUACUUUGUAGCUAUGUACUGCAUUUUGCUACCUACGGUAUAGGACAGAUAACAUAGUAAUGGUACUCUAAAGGAACUUGGAGAUGUUAAUCAGUUCAUUGCUUGAACCUUCAGGAAGGACUAUAAAUGUAUGAUCCAUGGGACAGAAAUAACAAAUAGACCUCUUUAUCAUUUAUAUAAAAGUCUCUAUCAUAAAAUAUUCAUUUCCUGCUGUAUAAGCCGUCCCUCUGCAGCAAGAACGGGUACCCAAUUCCUCUUCUCCUUGAAGGGAAAAUCACAAACAGAACACUCACUACAAAUCCAACCACCAGAGGAGCAGUGUUGCUAACCUUUCUGGGCAAUGCUGGGUAGUAGCAUGACACAGCAUCAGGGUGCAAAGCUGCAAAAGUGAGAAAAGCAAUCAGAGAAAGUGAUCCAUGGAAGAGAUCUCCCCAUCCCAACCUGUAAUCUGAUGGCCUCAGGGGUUUCUUCCUCCCUCCAUUGAAAGUCCAUAUUCCUCCACGUGUGGCAACGCCAUAGUACAACCUCCCGGUGGCAGUUCGAAAGCUAUCAGUUAUGGAGAGGAAGAUGCAGGACCCUGCUGAAAGUGCCGAGAAGACAGCCAUCAGCCACCGAUUCAGGGCAUCGCAUUGGCCAUCGUUGGUGAGGAUAGGCGCGAAAAUGGUGAAGGCGAGGAUGGUGGCAGAGGGCAGAAGAACGUUAAGGCGAGCUGUGCCGCUUAGGAUUGUGUUGAGGAUGAAUAUGAACUGGGUUUCAUCAGUUUCUUCCUCUGCUGGCAGGUAGACUUUGCCAACCUCUUCUAUCUCAAUUAGGUGUUGUUUGAUUGAAUCUUCCAUUAUUUGCCUGUCUGUGUGAGGAGGCUGUAACAGAGGUGUCAAUGUGGAAAGGUUGCAUUGCAAUGGUUUUUGAACAUGAGAGGAGGAUUAUUCUUUGUUGAAACAAAGGGGCAUAGGAAACAAUCUUUCUCAUUCUUUUCUUCAUUGAUAGCUCAUGGAGAAGGUGGGUUUCCUGUUCUUACAAGUAAGCAUUUGUUU